ACGCAUGCGCGGGUGGCGGUGGCAGAGGCGGAGUUGGAACGGUACGCGCGCGGUUGGCGGAAUGGUCUUGAACCAGGUACGGGCCGUUUUCUUUGAUCUGGACAACACGCUCAUCGACACGGCCGGGGCGAGUAGAAAAGGCAUGUUGGAGGUGAUAAAGCUCUUACAAUCAAAAUACCAUUACAAAGAAGAAGCUAAAACCAUCUGUGACAAAGUGCAAGUUAAACUCAGCAAGGAAUGUUUUCAUCCUUCCAGUACUUGCAUUACUGAUCUCAGGACUUUACAUUGGGAAGAAGCAAUCCAGGAAACGAAGGGUGGUGCAGCCAAUAGGAUAUUGGCUGAAGAAUGUUAUUUCCUGUGGAAAUCUACACGUUUACAGCAUAUGAUACUAGCAGAAGAUGUCAAAGCCAUGCUCACUGAACUUCGAAAGGAGGUCCGCCUACUUUUACUGACAAAUGGAGACUGCCAGACCCAAAGGGAGAAGAUCGAGGCUUGUGCCUGCCAGUCCUAUUUUGAUGCUAUCGUUGUAGGUGGAGAGCAGAAAGAAGAGAAACCAUCACCUUCCAUAUUUUAUUACUGCUGUAGUCUCCUUGGAGUACAGCCUGGGGACUGUGUGAUGGUUGGUGACACACUAGAAACUGAUAUACAAGGAGGUCUUAAUGCAGGGCUAAAAGCAACAGUCUGGAUAAAUAAAAAUGGAAUAAUGCCACUGAAGUCAUCCCCCAUGCCACAUUAUAUAAUUUCUUCUGUGCUAGAGUUACCUGCUGUCUUACAAAGUAUAGACUGCACAGUCAAUAUGUCAGCUUAAAGCACAUAAAAGGACAUGAUUAUGUAUUUUAGGGUAAAAUUACAGGGUUUGAACUAAGAAAAGUUAAGGCAUUCCAUAUAUUAUGACCCAGUUCUAAGAAUAAUUUUACUUAUGAUUCAGUGGCCAGCCAACCAUUGACUGGUAUUUAUAUCUGGAAAUCCAGAGUACAUUAAUUAAUACAAGUUAUUUUUAGUAGGAUAAUCCAGAAAACUUGAGGAAAUAUAUUAUUUGUUAAAUCUGUAACUUGAGGUUUUUAAAGAAUUAUUUUAUUAAUCUUUUAAUAUCUUGGAUCCAUGAAGAUACCAGGCAAGAUAGCUUAUACUGGAUUCACAAAUACAGGUUUUAUGUUCUGUCUUAAAAAUAGAUAUAUUUUAGGGGCGCCUGGAUGGCUCAGUCGAUUAAGUGUCUGAUUUUGGCCCAGGUCAUGAUCUCAUGGUUUGUGGGUUCAAGCCCCACGUUGGGUUCUUAGCUGACAG
Prionailurus viverrinus (fishing cat) is the source of this 1284-nucleotide messenger RNA. It is a transcript of the gene NANP, whose product is annotated as N-acetylneuraminic acid phosphatase. Lineage: Eukaryota; Metazoa; Chordata; Mammalia; Carnivora; Felidae. Gene Ontology annotation, molecular function: hydrolase activity. The coding region runs from base 5 to 808 and encodes 267 amino acids. The record is from RefSeq and is a predicted model, not a curated record. The transcript is spliced from 2 exons.